GGCUCAUCUGCAAAUGGACAGGCAUUGGUUGAAUAUGUGUGAUUUCCCCUAAACAAUAUGGCUGCUCCCAGUAUGUUAUGUCGGGCACAUGUCGAGCAUGGCCUUCAGAGUUCUUCGAACGUAUUCUAGUAAAUGUGCUCUUCCACGGGAAGGGAUUCAAUACAACAACAGAUGCAAUGUUCUACAAAAGCACUUGCUCGUCCCACUUUUCGGUGAAAACGAGGCCCCAAUUUGUCCAAGCAUCAAGGAGAUGGAGGUUGCAGAAGCUAUGUUCGAGGACAAACAGUUGAAUAAGAUAGCAUUUUUGACGUCUGCUGUGACACAGAACCAGUACCCUGUUCACGAAUUACCCGAAGUUGCCUUCAUGGGUCGCAGCAAUGUUGGGAAAUCUUCACUUAUAAAGGCUCUCUUCUCACGUGCCCCCAAAUUAGAAGUUAAAACAUCGAAGAAACCAGGACAUACUAAAACAAUCAACUUCUUUGGAGUUGGGAAGAGGUUCUGCAUUGUGGACAUGCCUGGCUAUGGAUUCAGGCAGCCAAAGGAUUUCGCUGAAUUUGCAUCCAAAUUCCUGACAAGCCGAACAAACCUCAAGAGAACGUUCCUGCUGCUGGAUGGGAAUGUAGGAUUUGCAAAUGCUGACCAAGAUGCAAUUGAAAUGUUUGAAACUCUGAAGGUACCAUAUGGAAGAAAUUCGUUAAAUGGAACCUGCCAAGUGAAACAAAGAUGGCCGCCGCCACUACCUGCACCACGCUACCGCAAAACGCCAUUUGUCAUAAAACAGCUUGUCAUCACAAAGAUUGAUAAAGCCAGGGAUGGUCAGCUGUUGAAGAACUUGGCAUUUAUACAAAACCUAAGAGACAAAUACAUGUCACCUCUAUGUUUUCCUCAGCCAUUUUUGGUCAGCUCUCUAACACUGGAAGGAAUUGCUUACCUACAGUACUUCAUUGCAUAUAUUUCUGGAGAAUGUAAGUAACAUCAAUAAAAGCUUAUUGCAACAUGUGAAAUC
Molecule: messenger RNA, 1006 nt
Organism: Ornithodoros turicata
Lineage: Eukaryota; Metazoa; Arthropoda; Arachnida; Ixodida; Argasidae
Product: GTP-binding protein 8-like
Exons: 7
Coding region: 89-973 (294 amino acids)
Cellular component (GO): mitochondrion
Molecular function (GO): GTP binding
Source: RefSeq, a predicted model, not a curated record